This is a messenger RNA of Aspergillus bombycis, 987 nucleotides long. RefSeq lists its product as uncharacterized. Lineage: Eukaryota; Fungi; Ascomycota; Eurotiomycetes; Eurotiales; Aspergillaceae. The transcript has a single exon. Bases 1 to 987 code for a protein of 328 amino acids. The record is from RefSeq and is a predicted model, not a curated record.
AUGAAAACCAUUACUAUCGUCGGCGCCACUGGAAACCAAGGCCUCUCCGUCGCCGACGCCUUCCUCCCACUACCGGACUGGCACGUCCGCUGCAUCACGCGGAAUCCUUCCUCGCCAAAGGCACAAACACUCGCCUCUCUCGGCGCUAGUAUAGUAAAGGCAGACCUCGCCGACAUUGCCUCUCUACGCUUAGCCUUCGUCGACUCUAAUGUCAUAUUCAACAACAUUGACUUCUGGGGGCCCUUUCAUACAACCGGAAGUUAUGAAGACGCCUAUGAGCAAGAGGUACAACACGGCCGCAACGCUGCCAUCGCCGCCGCAACUGUGCCCACUCUUAGUCGCUUUGUCUAUUCCACAUUGGCACCGAUGAAGAAGCAUUCUGGCGGGAAGUACCCGCAUUCGCACCAUUGUGACGCCAAGGCGGAGAUUAUGGAAUUCAUUGAAACUCAGACGCCGGAACUGGCGCAGAAGACGUCCUAUAUUAUCAUCGGUGCAUAUGCGACCAACCCCCUUUUUAUGCCGAGAUGGAAUCCAGACAUCCAGAGGUACCAGUUCAUGGUGCCGCUGAACAAAGAGCAGAAGAUGCCGAUCAUCGCUGCGCGAGAAUCCACCGGUGCUUUUGUCAAGGCCUUGAUUGAUGAGCCUCCGCGGACGAGGUUGCUCGCGUAUGAUAGUGACUUGACUAUCGGAGACAUUGUGGAGGCUUGGACUAGGGCUACUGGGUCCGAGGCUGAGCUGGUUGAGGUGGAUGCUGGGAAGAUGCAUGAACAGAUGGGUAUUCCUUGGGAGGUUUUGGAUGCGUUUUUGUUUAUUGGGCAGUUUGGGUAUGCGGGUGGGAUUGAGGGCGUGAUUCAUCCAAGCCAGCUGAAGGUGAACGUGCAGACAGAGUCUUUCGAGACGUGGUUGAAAAGGAGGAACUGGGAGGAAGUCUUGCAAGGGGGUAGUGUGGAAUUGAAUUCCGUGGUAGGGAGUGUGCCGAGGUCGUGA